Oryctolagus cuniculus (rabbit) is the source of this 2598-nucleotide messenger RNA. NCBI's taxonomy places the organism in Eukaryota, Metazoa, Chordata, Mammalia, Lagomorpha, Leporidae. The record is from RefSeq and is a predicted model, not a curated record.
GGAGGGACAGGCCUGGGUUCAGGUCAGAAGUGGCCGCCCCUGGGCUCGCACCUCCGAGCUCCUGCCACCCGUGGCCUCGCCCUGGGUCCCCGUCCUUCUCCCUGCGGAUCCUGCCUGGCGCUGGCCGACCCUGCCUCAAUUAAUUUCAGAAACUGUCACCAGUAUUGCUUUAGAAGAUUGCCCUGAGCAUGACUUUCCCUUUGAUCCUGAUGUUAUAUAUGAUUCUUGGCACCUUCACAUAUUUCUAAUAAUAAAUAAAAUUAUUACAUCCCUUGUGAUGCUAACAUUUGAAGACCUGGCUGUUUACUUUACCUGGGAGGAAUGGCAGAACAUGAACAAAGCUCAGAAAAUUCUAUACAGGGAUGUGAUGUUGGAGACCUACAGCAGCCUGCUCUCCUUGGGGCACUGCAUUACCAAACCUGAUUUGAUCUUUAAGUUGGAGCAAGAAGCAGAGCCAUGGAUGGUGAAUGAGUGCCUAAAUCAGAGCCUUCCAGUUGCCAUGAAAAGUGAUGACAUAAUUAGGACCAACAAGAAAAUUCAAGAAAAAAAAUUUAAUAACAUGGCAGAGAAACCUUAUGAAUGUAAUGACUGUGACAAAGCCUUUGGCUCUAAGUCAGCACUCAUGAAAUAUCAGAGAAUUCACACAGGAGAGAAACCAUAUGAAUGUAAUGUCUGUGGAAAAGCUUUUGGCCAAAAGUCACAUCUCACAGUGCAUCAGAGAAUUCACACAGGAGAGAAACCUUAUGAAUGUAAGGACUGUGGAAAAGUCUUUGGCUAUAAGUCACUACUCAUAACCCAUCAGAGGAUACACACAGGAGAGAAACCUUAUGAAUGCAAUGCCUGUGGAAAAGCCUUCGCCCGUAAGUCACAACUCAUGUCACAUCAGAAAAUUCACAUGGCAGAGAAACCUUAUGAAUGUAAUGACUGUGACAAAGCCUUUUGCUCUAAGUCAGCACUCAUGAAACAUCAGAGAAUUCACACAGGAGAGAAACCUUAUGAAUGUAAUGCCUGUGGAAAAGCCUUUGGCUGGAUGUCAGCACUCAUCGAACAUCAGAGAAUUCACACAGGGGAGAAACCUUAUGAAUGUAAUGACUGUGGAAAAACCUUCAACCGUAAGUCACAUCUCAUAAGUCAUCAGAGAAUUCACACAGGAGAGAAACCUUAUGAAUGCAAUGGCUGUGGAAAAGCCUUUGGCCAGAAGUCAUAUCUCAGAGUGCAUCAGAGAAUUCACACACGGGACAAAGCUUAUGAAUGUAAUGACUGUGGGAUAGCUUUUGGCUUGAAGUCAGACCUCAUCAAACAUCAGAGAAUUCACACAGGAGAGAAACCUUAUAAAUGUAAGGACUGUGGAAAAGUCUUUGGCUAUAAGUCACUACUCAUAACCCAUCAGAGGAUACACACAGGAGAGAAACCUUAUGAAUGCAAUGCCUGUGGAAAAGCCUUCGCCCGUAAGUCACAACUCAUGUCACAUCAGAAAAUUCACAUGGCAGAGAAACCUUAUAAAUGUAAGGACUGUAGAAAAGCCUUUGGCUAUAAGUCACAACUCAUGACCCAUCAGAGAAUUCACACAGGAGAGAAACCUUAUAAAUGUAAUGCCUGUGGAAAAGCCUUUGGCUCAAAGUCACAACUCAUAAUACAUCAGAGAAUUCACACAGGGGAGAAACCUUAUGAAUGUAAUGACUGUGGAAAAGCUUUUGGCCAGAAGUCAAAUCUCAUAAGUCAUCAGAGAAUUCACACAGGAGAGAAACCUUAUGAAUGUAAUGACUGUGGAAAAGUCUUCAGCCAUAAGUCAGAACUCAUAGCCCAUCAGAGAAUUCACACAGGGGAGAAACCUUAUAAAUGCAAUGACUGUGGAAAAGCCUUUUCCAAGAAGUCACAUCUUGUAAUCCAUCAGAAAAUUCACACAGGAGAGAAAUCUUAUGAAUGCAAUGCCUGUGGAAAAGCCUUUGCCCAGAAGUCACAUCUCAUAAUUCAUCAAAGAAUUCACACAGGGGAGAAACCUUAUGAGUGUAAUGACUGUGGAAAAGCCUUCAGCCUUAAAUCACAUCUCAUGAUCCAUCAGAGAAUUCACACAGGGGAGAAACCUUAUGAAUGUAAAGACUGUAGAAAAGCCUUUGGGCAAAAGUCACAUCUCAAGGUCCAUCAGAGAAUUCACACAGGGGAGAAACCUUAUGAAUGUAAUGUCUGUGGAAAAGCCUUUGGCUCAAAGUCACAACUCAUAAUACAUCAGAGAAUUCACUCAGGGUAGAAUCCUUAUGAAUGUAAUAACUGUGAAAGAGUCUUCAGAUAUAAGUCACAGCUCAUAAUCUAUAAGAGAAUUCACACAGAAGAGAUGCCUUAUGUAUGCAUUCCCUGUAGAAAAUUCUUUCUGAAACAGCAGAGAAUUCACACAAUGAAGGAAGCUUAUGAAUGUAAUGACUGUGGGAAAACCUUUGGCCAGAAGUCACAACUUAUAAUACAGCAGAGAAUUCACACAGGUGGCCAUGGGUUUAUCAUAAGUUGCCUUGAUUGUGUUGAGAAAUGCUCCUUUUAUACUCAUUUUAAAGAUUUUUACCAACAAAGGGUGUUGUAUUUUUUCAAAUGCUUUCUCUGAAUCAA